Messenger RNA from Gadus chalcogrammus (walleye pollock), 2484 nucleotides. Its product is annotated as zinc finger MYM-type protein 1-like. The record is from RefSeq and is a predicted model, not a curated record. Lineage: Eukaryota; Metazoa; Chordata; Actinopteri; Gadiformes; Gadidae. Gene Ontology annotation, molecular function: protein dimerization activity. The transcript has 2 exons. Bases 4 to 1917 code for a protein of 637 amino acids.
UUUAUGAAGGGGGGGUUUGGCAAUUGGCGAAAAGCAGGGGACAAAUUUCGGGAACAUGAGAAAUCCAGUUUCCACUUGGAGGUAGUCAGCAAGCUGUCAGCGUUAAAACAAACGCCUAUCAACGCGCUCCUCUCACAGGCUAUCGCCAAGGACCAGGUGACUGCCCAGACUGUUCUGGAGCUGGCGUUUCGUUCCAUCAAGUUUCUAGCUCGUCAGGGGUUGCCGCUGAGAGGACAAGAACAUCGGGAUGGCACAUUUUGGCAGAUGAUGUUAGAGAGGACGUACGACCUGCCUGCUGCUCGUGAGUGGCUUCUCCGGAGGGACAACUGGAUGGGGGACAACAUCCAAAAUGAAAUCAUUGAGCGUCUUGCCCAUGCCGUUCAGCGCGUUGUGGUGAGAGAGGCUUUUGGUUCCCCAUACUAUGGGCUAAUUGCUGAUGGAACCACUGAUAUAACAGCGAAAGAACAGUUCUCUUGUCACUUGUUUUACACAGAUGACAAUUUUAUCCAGCACAGUCGGUUUCUUGGUUACUAUAACGCGCCCGACACCACAGCAGAAACUCUUUUUGUGUGCAUCAAAGACGUGUUUUUGCGUCUCAACCUUCCGUUAGAGAAGCUGAAGGGAUAUUGUUUUGAUGGCGCAAGCAAUAUGUCCGGACGAUUUUCUGGAGUGCAAGCAAGACUUGGAGAGGUAUGUCAGGGAUCGUUGUUUGUGCAUUGCUGCAAUCACUCCCUUGACCUGGCACUCCAGGAGGUUGCAAGAGAGGUGCCGCUUAUAUCGGAGACUCUUCAGUUCGUCCAGAGCGCAGCCAACAUAAUCAGGAAAUCCAACAAGCGACGGACAACUUUUGAGUCCUGUUUCGGUGAUGAGGAUGCGAGAUGUAACAUCCUUGGACUGUGUCCUACGAGGUGGUGCGUGAGAGCCCUUGCAGUAUCCAGGAUAAUCCGUGCAUUUGGCCCACUUCUCAAAACCCUACAAACACUCCAGCAAGAUGUUCGCGGCGAAAUGAAGGCAAAGAUAUCGGGGCUACUGAAACAAGCCAAAAAGGGAAAGACCAUGUUUGGUCUUCUUUGCUCCGAGGCCCUCUUCACUCCUUGCGAAGCUGUGGCUAAAGUGCUUCAAGCUGAGAAGGCCACAGCUGCUGGAGCGCUGGAAUGCAUAAAAACGCUGAGAGAGCGCAUACAGGCCCUGCGCAACGAUAAUGCUAUGGAGGAGCUGCUGAAUAAGACCAACGCAUCAGCAGCUAAAUACGAUCUGAAGAUGCCUGACCCAACCACCAACCGGAUCACGAAAACUCCAUCCAGAUACCGUGACACAAGGCAGACUGAAGAUGCUGUUACUUCAAAGGGAGCGGCAUCAUGGAAAAUGCAGUUUUUUGAGGCACUGGACCUUGUCCAUGCUGAAAUAGAGCGCCGAUUUGACCAGAGUGGCAUGACAACUGCCGCACUAAGGGAAGCAACUUUGCUUUCUGCCACAAACGGGAUGGUUGGAACAGAAGAAGACCUGGUCUCUCUCAAGCUGCCGGGUAAUAUUGAUGUGCCUGGUCUGCAUAUGCAACUUCGGAUGCUGGUGGGGCUUACACGGCAGGAGAAAUUUGGAACGCUCUAUGACCUCGCCACUUUCAUGUCUUCCCUGCACGCCCAAACAAGAGGUCUUUUCAAGGACGUAGGAAAUCUACUCCAUCUCGCUCUUUCCUUGCCCAUCUCCGUGGCCUCAUCAGAGAGGUCAUUCUCUGCACUGCGCCGCUUGAAGACCUGGCUGCGCAACACCGUCGUACAGAGAAGACUCACUCACCUGGCCCUUCUACAUAUGCACCAGGAUAUUCUGGAUACACUGGACGUCCCUGCUCUGAUGACGGAAUUCAUCAGCACCACCCCAGAACGAAAGACCACCUUUGGAGUCAUACCAUCUACUUAAGUUCUUUGAAUGGGAGCAAGAGGAGGAUGGUUUGUAGUUCACCACUGUGUGCGUGCUUGCAUGCGUGCGUUUGCUUCGGAGUUCGGAGGAAGGAGUUUUUUUUCUUAACGUUAAAUCAAAAUCAGUUAGCCUCAUCUAGGCUGUUAUUUGUUCAUAACACUGUAAUGCAUACUAUCAGUACCUUGUGCGUGUAAUUAAAUAUUUGAGGUCUUAAUUAAAGACAUUCUGAGAAAUACUUGCAUUUCAUGUGUGAUUCAAUGAAGCACAUUCACAAGUUGGCCUUAUGGUGUAUUUCUAAAACCUCUGGUCUAAUACAGGUUGGUUGUGAUGACAUCUCAUUAUAGCCUUUAUCACAUGAUUACUAGGCAUAUAAAUAACCAAGUGUAACACCCUAUCGAGAACGUUAUUUAUUUAUGUUUGACCUUUCGCAUUAUGACGUCAUCGGAACGUUUCUCAGCCCCCCCAACUGUGAAUUACUUCCAGCGUCCCUGGUCUUGUGCGUUCCAACGGUUUAUUAGGUAUCUAAUAAAUUGCUGUCUAAUCAAUACUUCAUUCACUGCCUCAACC